Molecule: messenger RNA, 2728 nt
Organism: Chlamydomonas reinhardtii
Lineage: Eukaryota; Viridiplantae; Chlorophyta; Chlorophyceae; Chlamydomonadales; Chlamydomonadaceae
Exons: 8
Coding region: 398-1822 (474 amino acids)
Biological process (GO): translational termination
Molecular function (GO): translation release factor activity
Source: RefSeq, a predicted model, not a curated record
CGUACAUGCAGACAGUUUGAGGAGCGAGAUGCAGUUUCGGUCUUGUUUCGGAGCGCUCUUACCACGGGAUAAGCUAUGUACUGGCUCUUUUGCAUCAUUUGUCGUGCCGCUUCUUCAACAGGCAGCGCAGUUUGUGCCUUGCGGAGAGAAGCCAAUUCAUCAACUCGCAGCUGAGAGCUUGCGGUCACAUUCGGAGAGCAGCUUGGGGACAUCUGAUGAAGCUACCAGACGUGGGAAAGGUGCAGGUGGCCAAGCGGUGUUGCCCGGCUUCGUCACACGCGGACACGCACCCCGCAGUGCAGGGACCUCCCGGGGAACCGUGGCCGCGCAGCCGCAGGCACAGCUACCACGCGCAUUUCGCUCUUGCGUGCCGUAUUGGCAUGUGCAGGGUGGUAAUAUGCCGCGCAUCCUGCCGGGGCCCGCCCUCGGCAGUAGUAACAGCAGGUGCUGCAGCCUGGGCCCCGGCUAUGCCACCGCUACUGCCCGUAGCAGUCGAUCAGCGCAAAACCCAAAUGAUGUUGCGCAUGCGGGGGAACACGCAGCGGAGGAGGGAGCCGGGGCAGGGCCACCUCCUUCAGGUGCGGUAGGGGGCGCCAAUGCCACAGAGGUCCUGUCGCCUGCCCUCGAGGAGCGCUUGCGGCGGCACGCCGACCGCUUCGGGCAGCUCGAGGAGCAGUUAGCCAGCGGCGUUGGGGGCGGAGGAGCAGCCUCGGUGCGCGACGUGGGUCGCGAGUAUGCCCGGCUACAGCCUCUGGCACACGGCUACAGCCGGCUGCUGCAAGUGCGGGCAGAGCUGUCGGACCUGGCGGGGCUGGCGCGGGACCCUGACGCCGGCGUGCGUGCAAUGGCGGCGGACGAGGCGGCGGCGCUGCGGCAGGAGGCUGCGGACCUGACGCGGCGCCUGCUGCUGGCGCUGGUGCCGCCCGAGCCCUCCGCAUCCCGGCCGGCGCUGCUGGAGGUGCGGGCGGGCGCGGGCGGUGCCGAGGCGGCCUUGUUCGCGUCCGAGCUUCUGGCUAUGUACCGCCGACUGGCGCAGUCCCGUGGCUGGACGUGGGAGGUGCUGGAGCUGGGUAACUCGGAGCACGGUGGCGUGCGGCACGCCACGGUGGCCGUCAGCGACCCCGCCGCCCCCUCUGCAGCUGGCAGUAGCAGCAGCAGCAGCAGCAGCAGCAGCAGUGACAGAGGCGGCGACGCGGCGUCGGCAGGGGGCGAGGACGGGGGCGAGGGGGCAGGCGAGGGCGUGUACGGCGUUCUGAGUGGGGAGAGCGGCGUGCACCGGGUGCAGCGGGUGCCUGUGACGGAGGCGGGCGGGCGGUUGCACACAAGCACGGCGGCGGUGGUGGUGCUGCCGCAGGCCGACGAGGUGGAUGUGCGGCUGCGCGAGGAGGACCUGCGUGUGGAGACCAUGCGCGCCAGCGGGGCAGGCGGCCAGCACGUCAACGUGACGGACAGCGCCGUGCGCAUCACACACCUGCCCACAGGCCUGGUGGUCAGCUGCCAGAACGAGCGCAGCCAGCACCUCAACCGCGCAGCGGCGCUCAAGGUCUUGCGCUCCCGGCUGUAUGACCUGGAGGCGCAGCGGCGGGCGCGGCAGGCGGGCGAGCAGCGCUCAGCCCUGGUGGCCAGCGGCGAUCGCAGCGAGCGCGUACGCACCUACAACUUCCCACAGGGCCGCGUGACGGACCACCGCAUCCACCUGACCGUGCACGACCUGGGCUCAGUGCUGGAGGCGGGCGAGGGGCUGCAGCGGCUGAUGGCGGGGCUGAGGGCGGCGCGGGAGGAGGCGGCGCUGGCGGAGCUGCUGGAAGACGGGCGGCAGUAGGGGAUGCUGCCUGUGCGAGGGGUGCCUGUAUGGCGGCUGUUCAGCCUCCGAGUCGCCUCCCAUCCGGGCAUCCGGCAUGCCGUGAGGGCAGCAUGUGAGGAGCAUGUCGGCUCGGGGGGAAAGGUGGUGGGCGCUGUCCCCUGGCAUGUCGAGGACCGGGAGGUCAGAGGGAGGUGUGGGGAGCUAGGUCGCUCUGGCUUCAUGUGCAUAGGCAUGGGGGGCUCUUGUAGGCAGGGCCUUGGGCAGGAACCCCUCCGGCCGCAUUCCUCCAGGGGUUCUCCGCUUCCCAUGACGGCGCCCAGCUUGAGUUUGUAAUGCGAUGCUUUCUCCACUUUCUUCGAAUCGGGGCGACGCUGGAUGCCAAGGGAUUCGCUGGUGGAUUGCACAUUUGCACAUGCGCCGCAUGGAAGGAAAGCGGUUACUGCCAGGGGAAGAAGCCCACUGUGUCGAGGUGGUCGAGUGCGUGACGUUUCCGGGAUGGAGUUCCGGUCUGAGUUCGAGCUUUGUGUCGCUGCUUCGACCCUACGAUGCACGCGGCAAUAGAACUUACAUGUCAAGUUCCCGAGUGCAUAAGAAAUUUCGGGGCAAGAUCGCGUACGGCCAAGGUGGGGUCGUGGGGAGAGAUACUGGUGUGCCUUUUGCACAGCGUCGGACGAAAUCAUGGCAGGCUCACGCUUCCGAGUACGGUACCUAGUAUUGUCAAGCGGGUCCCACUCCGGGAAAAAGCGUGCCCCCAGGGAGGCGCCCACUGGAUGGCCCCGGGGAGAUUGUCCUUCAAGGAUGCCGAGGGAUGCCAUCACGUCACGUCCGGACUCGCCUCGUCUGGCUUGGAAGGCAGGGCAGCUGCUCAUCAACCAAGUCGACACCUCUCAUGUUGCUGUAUUAUGAAUGUAAUUGCUAAUUGCU